GGUAUUGCUAAAACCCCACCGGCAGCCAUAUAUGAAUUUAAACACAAAAUAAAUUGAUUUCGCACUGUUUUCAUAAACAGGGUUGUUAGGAAUAAGCAUAUUUGCAAAAUCGUGGUUUUAUAUCAUUACAAAAAUAUUUAAAGAAAGGAGAUCGAUUUAAUCAACUUUUUUAAUAUAAUUCUCAUGCAGUUGGCUGCGCCUUGAUCGAAGUCAGACAAACAUGGCUUCGGAGCCUUGUGUAUUGUUUUGGAUCCUUGUGUUGCAUGUUCAGAUAUUUGUAGUCAUCGGAAAUCCAAGAGUCCCAUGUUUAUUCAUAUUUGGUGACUCGUUGGUUGAUAAUGGCAACAACAAUGAUCUUGAGACGCAAGCAAAAGCAAAUUACAAGCCUUAUGGGAUUGAUUUUCCUGAAGGUGUUAGCGGUAGAUUCACCAAUGGUCGAACCAUUGCAGAUAUGAUAGGUCAUCUUCUAGGUUUUAAAAAUUUUGUACCACCUCAUGCCACCGUAAAAGAUGAAGAGAUCAGCACAGGGGUAAACUAUGGCAGUGGUAGUGCUGGUAUUCGUGAUGAAUCUGGAAGGCAUUUGGGUGAUCGUCUCAGUUUGGCUACACAGAUACGUAAUCACAAAGCAAUAAUUACACGCAUUACGAAUUUACAGAACAACAAGACACUUACCGAUGGACACUUGAAAAGAUGUAUUUACUUAUCAAAUAUUGGAAGCAAUGAUUACAUCAACAACUUCUUGAUACCUGAGCUAUAUCCUGAAUGCCACAAAUAUAGCAGCGAUGAAUAUGCAGCAAUCCUUGUACGACAAUACUCUCAACACCUAACUACUCUGUACAAUAUGGGAGCGAGGAAAGUUGCAGUAUUCGGUUUGGGUCAGAUAGGGUGUGCAUUAGAAGUAAUAGCAAGGUUUGGAACCCCCGGAAGUUCUUCGUGUGUUGAUUUGAUCAAUGACUCAGUUAACAUAUUUAAUGGUAGACUCAAACCUGCUGUUGAUAAGCUCAACAAUGAUUUUCCUGAUUCAAGAUUCACUUUCAUCAACGUUACAAGCAUUUUAGCACCACAAGGAGGUGUACAGUUUCCAAAUAUUCCUUGUUGUAAAGUAAGGCCAGAUGGACAAUGUAUUCCAGACACAGACCCUUGCCCGAAUAGGGGGCUAUCUGUUUACUAUGAUGGUUUUCAUCCCACGGAAGUUGCGAACACAGUACUUGCAACAAGAUCAUACACUGCGCUCUCUGCUUUGGAUGCGUCUCCUUAUGAUAUUGCUCAUUUGUCUCAAGUGGCUGAUGAUUAAAGGGGAUUCAACGAUACCAAUCUGUUUAGAAUUUUUAUUUUUAUUUUAUGCAUGACGUAUAAAUAUAUAGCAAUAAUCAUGACGAUAGUAACAUUCUAUUGUAUCUGGUGUUCAUUUAGAUAAUUAGAUUUAGA
Messenger RNA from Lactuca sativa (garden lettuce), 1428 nucleotides. RefSeq names its product GDSL esterase/lipase At1g29670. The record is from RefSeq and is a predicted model, not a curated record. Gene Ontology annotation, molecular function: hydrolase activity, acting on ester bonds. NCBI's taxonomy places the organism in Eukaryota, Viridiplantae, Streptophyta, Magnoliopsida, Asterales, Asteraceae.